AUGCACAGGCUCCUUGGACGGUACCCUGGCUACAAUCCCAGAGUUGACCCCAGUGUGUCCAACGUGUUUGCCACAGCUGUCUAUCGCUUUGCACAUUUGGCCAUCCAACCCAUGUUAACUCGUCUGGAUGCAAACUACAGGGAGCACCCCCAGUUUCCCAGUGUGUCUCUGAGCCAGUCUUUCUUUGCUCCAUGGCGGAUCGUCUUUGAGGGUGGUGUGGAUCCACUGAUUCGUGGUUUAAUCAGUCGUCCUGCCAAACUGAACACUCAGGAUCACAUGAUGGUGGACGCUUUGAGGGAAAGACUGUUUCAGUUUGUUCGGCAGCUGGCUUUGGACCUGGGCUCUCUGAACAUGCAGCGAGGACGUGACCAUGGCUUGCCAGGAUACAAUGCUUGGCGUAGGUUCUGUGGUCUAUCUGCUCCCAGAAACCAGGCUGAAUUGGCACAAGUGAUGAACAACACAGAGCUUGCCCAAAAGCUGUUGGAUCUCUAUGGCACACCUGAAAACAUUGAUGUUUGGCUGGGAGGAGUUUCAGAGCCAUUUGUUCGUGGAGGCCGAGUGGGUCCUCUAUUUGCAUGUCUUAUUGCCAAUCAGUUCAAAGAUAUCCGACAAGGAGACAGGUUUUGGUAUGAAAACCCUGGAGUGUUCACAAAGAGACAGAGACUUGCCCUGUCCAGAGUCACCCUCUCUAGAGUCAUCUGUGAUAACACUGGGAUCACAACCGUACCACAGGAUGUUUUUAGGGCCUGGUCCCGAUCGAACCGCCCUGUCCGGUGCAACAAACUCCCUUCCGUCAACUUGAAAGCCUGGAAGGAGCAAAGCUGCUCAGGGUCGGGGGGACAGAGCUGCUCCUACCCCCUACCAUCCUCACUGACAGAGAGGAAGAGGAAGAAAAAGAGGAAGUCUCGAGUCUGA
Messenger RNA from Knipowitschia caucasica, 915 nucleotides. The record is from the annotation of a GenBank genome assembly. NCBI's taxonomy places the organism in Eukaryota, Metazoa, Chordata, Actinopteri, Gobiiformes, Gobiidae.